CUCACUCAUUGUUAGUAGGGACCUUUGGACUUGUAGGUGUAGAUUCAUUUGGCCAACUUCACAGUUCACUUCAGACCUGCUGCUUUCUUCAUCCAUGGAAGCGCUGUCGAGCAUCAGUUUCUUAUCAUCGUUUUCUGAGAAGCCUUGUGUUCUCCAACCUAUCAAGACGCACACUGACUGGCAUGGCAGCAGGAAUCUGAGAUCCUGUUCCAGUGCAGCGCGCGGCGUCUCCUCUUCGCUCCGCGUCUCUCGAAUUGCGGCGCUUCCCGGGGAAGAAUCCGCCGGCGGAGACGGAAACAGAGAGGAGCUGAUUCUCCGGCUCAAUAGAGCAAAUGGAUUCGGAUUAGCUUCUGAAGGAGCUCCUCAUCUGUCUCAUAGUACCGGAUCGCUUAAAUCUGACGGGGAACAGAAGAUAGAAGGAGACGAAGAGAGAAAAUCAGAAGUUGUGACGCCAUUUUUUGUGUCACAUGGAAGCACAAGGGCUGGGCUCUUUAGAACACCGAUAUCCGGGGGAGUGCAAAGCGCAACUUCUGCUCAUGAUUUGCCUAAACCAGCUCUAGCUGUUAGAAAUCUUAUGGAGCAGGCUAGGUUUGCUCAUUUGUGCACAGUCAUGUCCCAGAUGCAUCAUAGGCGAGAGGGUUAUCCAUUCGGUUCACUUGUAGAUUUUGCACCAGAUGCUAUGGGGCAUCCAAUAUUUUCAUUCUCGCCAUUAGCUAUUCACACCAGGAAUUUGUUAGCUGAUCCAAGAUGCUCAAUGGUUGUCCAGAUUCCUGGAUGGAGUGGUUUAUCAAAUGCAAGGGUAACGAUAUUAGGUGAUGUUUAUCCUCUCACAGAAGAUCAACAGGAGUGGGCUCAUAAACAGUACAUAGCAAAGCAUCAGCAAGGUCCUUCACAACAGUGGGGAAACUUUUAUUACUUCAGGAUGCAAAAUAUAAGUGACAUAUACUUCAUUGGAGGGUUUGGAACGGUUGCUUGGGUUGAUGUGAAGGAAUAUGAAACCCUUAAGCCAGACAAGAUUGCUGUGAAUGGUGGUGAACAGAACCUCAAGGAACUGAAUGCCCUCUUCUCAAAACCCCUAAAGGAUCUUCUGUCACGAGAAACGGAGGUGGAUGAUGUUGCUCUGAUAUCGAUAGACAGCAAGGGCACUGAUAUUCGUGUCCGGCAAGGCGCACAGUUCAACAUGCAGAGGAUAUCCUUUGAAGAAGGGCACUCGGUUGAAACCCUAGAAGAAGCCAAAUCAGCACUCUGGAAAUUGAUCAAUAGAGGCAAACUCCACAAUUUGCACAGAUGAAAAAUUUCUCUGGACUGGCUGGAGAUUGUGAGACUAGGUCUACCAAAAACCAUGUAACAGUAUUACAUGUGAGAUUUCGCUUCUGAGCCUAUGUAACAUUUGAAAAAUAAUAGAGUUAUUAGUGUUCAAAAAAAACUUCCAAAAACAUAGUGCAAUGAAACCCGUGUGCACCCCAUACGGUGUGUCAAAUGAUUCUAUGUGAGUCAAGCCAGGUAGGUGGGCUGAGCGGGUCAAUGGUCGCGGAAGCUAGUCGGCUAGGUGAUGGGCUUCCGUAAUCUUGACCCAACCCGGUCCGCUUUAGGCCACAUAAUCAUUUCAAUAGAGUAUGUGGUGUAGA
This is a messenger RNA of Cuscuta campestris, 1628 nucleotides long. The record is from the annotation of a GenBank genome assembly. Lineage: Eukaryota; Viridiplantae; Streptophyta; Magnoliopsida; Solanales; Convolvulaceae.